This is a messenger RNA of Klebsormidium nitens, 2228 nucleotides long. Lineage: Eukaryota; Viridiplantae; Streptophyta; Klebsormidiophyceae; Klebsormidiales; Klebsormidiaceae. The record is from the annotation of a GenBank genome assembly.
AUGGCAGGGCCUCACGAACAAGCACAGCAGACGGUGCCUUUCAUGGAUCGACUUCCAAUUCCAGCGAAUGCAAAUCAAGCUGCCCUUUCACGGGUGUUCGCGCGUCUCUCAGCGGCCCUUCCUCAGCAACCGCAACAGAUCGCCUCUCCCGGCGGGGAGGCUCCAGGAAGCGACUGGUCAAAAGCGUUGGCCAGUCAGCGAUCGACGGAGCGAAUGAGACGGCCCGGCACAGCGCGAACCGAAGCUGGCCCCCGGAAGACCACCCCCCGCGGCCGCGCCAGCAGCGUCGACCGCCAGAGGAUGACGUCUCCCGGGCGCAUGACGUCACCAGGGCGUCUCUAUUCGAGCCGCGGCCGCGGCGCGGCCGCGGGUCGCGAGGGUUUGGAGGUUCGGGACUCGCAGCUGACCGCACUGCAGCAGCAGUGCGCGGCCGCGACCGAGCGGUGCCGAGAACUAGAGGCGUCGCUUCGAGAGAAGGACGUGGAGGUCCGCUCUCUCAAAGCCCGGAACGCGAAGCUCCGGUCGGAAAAGGCGAACGAGCGGAUGAAACGCCAGAUGAAUGCCGUCGACCAGGUGUUACAGCCGGAAGAUGCGGCCGGGGCGCGGCUCGAGGGGCCGGGGUUUGGAAAGGACCACCGAUUGGCGCUGCUCAUCAAGAAAGUGAAGUCGCUCGAAGAGUCGCGUGACGAGGCGCUCUCUCUCGCGGAGAGGGCGCAGGCGGCAAUCGUGCCCGUUCGAGAAGCUUUAGAAGCGAAGACUCUCCAAAGCGAGGAGGUCGAGAAGCGGUGCCAGGCGCAGGCGCACGAACUAGAUCGACAACGCGCCAAGAACGAAAAGCUGGAAGCGCAUCUGAAGGCGGAGGUCGACGCGCGCGCGCAGUUGCUGGAGCAAGAGGAACGAAGAAGGAGCGAAUUCGAGCAAGUUUGUGCGGAGGUGGAUUCGCUCCGUUCCGUACGAGCGGAACUGCUGGAGCGGACGGUGAAACGGGACCGGAAAGUUGACGUGCUCCAGAGGAAAGUCAAAGCGUUGGGAGAGACACUAGAAGCGGAACAGAAGGCGCGCACGAAGGUCGAAGACGAGCUCGCGAAUUUGGAGGACCGCAUGAGGACGAUACGGAAACGGAGCGCGGCUCUCGAGGGGCGGUGCAAUCAGGAGAAGGAGCAGAAAGAGGCGCUGCUGCGAGACGUGCAGAUGAAAGAGGAGGAGUGCUGCCUGCUGGUUAAGAUGGUCAAUAACCCGCUCGCGCAAGACGCGGCCGCGGGGCGCCUCAGUGACGCGGACACGAUCGCCGAGCAGUCGGAAAGAAUCAAGAUUCUGUUGGCUGAAGUUUCGCGGCUUAGGUUUGCUGGUGCGCGCGCAUCCCCUUCCCCGCGGCCAGAACCCUCGAACCCCGCGUCGCCGUUCGACCAGAGCGACUGGGCGCCCGCGACCGCUAAAGAUUCUCAGCCCGCUGCCUCCCCUGCCCUUCGGCCGAAAACGUCUCGGCGUCCCGACGCCGUCGAAGCCGCAGCGCGGCUCUCCCGCAGAAGGAGCUCGAAGGCGUUUGGCGCGCCCGUCAAACGGGACUCCGUUCGUUCGUUCGAUGACAGUCUGCAGCAGAGUCUUGACGGGAGUCUUGAGAUCGACACUGGUACGUUUGAAACUGAGAACGGUCAAGUGGAAGAGGAAAGACGUUUGAGUGCCGAGGGCGUCGAAAGGUUGGAUGAGAACGCUGCAGAUCAAGGGAAUGAGGGCGUGGCAAACCGGGAGUCUAGUCGGGGCCUGGAAGAGGAAUUGAGCGCAGUGGGCGACUCCGGUUCCGAGUCGGAAUGGGAGGAGACGGAUCCGUUCCCUUCCCAUCUCCUCGAGGAUGAGAACGAGUUGGACGAUGUGCCUGUAGUGCAAGUAGUUCUGUCUACUUCUUAGUCUCAGAUUGAUACAUGAUUACCAAACUGGUGCAAAAAGAACCGCUUGGCACUCUAACCCGGCAUCCAGAGCGGUAGUGCACAGAGUUCUGAAAGCGACGAUAAAGCACUGAUUAGGCGGAACUUGCCGUUGCUACAGCCUGCUGAAGUAAUCAGCAGGUUGCCUCGGUAAGCUUGAAAGGAUCAGACAGGGCUGCAAUAUGCGGCUCCGCAAACCUAGAUUACUUUGUAGACUCAGCAUUCAUGUAAAGGGUGCUAGCUAAGCAAGUACACUCGACGAGCAUGGUUACAUUCUAAGUAAGGACUGAGCCUUCGACAUCUCAC